CCGAAGAAGAAGUUGUGUUACUGGCUCAGUGGUGUCACUGCACUUGCUUGUGUCGACAUCUAAUGUUAGCUAUGUGUUAUUUAAUGUCAUGACAUUUACACGACCAUACUUUUUACACGCUAUAUCCAGUUGUCUGUUUCCAGACAGAUCUCCAAUCCCUGCGUUUACAGAGCUCCCCCUCCCCUCGGGCCCCCCUUUAACCCCACCCCACCCUGAUGAAGACAGCGUGGGAAGCAGACCAGGAAGAGGAGCCUCCACAGGAGAAUGGGGUUAUCCAGACCACCCAGGACCAGCACAGCUCCAUCUCUCCGCCAUCAACAGUGUCUGGGGCCCCGGACGACGAGCCCUUCUCUACAUAUUUUGAGGAGAAGGUGCCAAUCCCAGAGGAUGUCACCCAGAUGUUCAGUUUCCGUAAACUCUGGGCCUUUACGGGACCUGGUUUCUUGAUGAGCAUCGCCUAUCUGGACCCAGGGAACAUCGAGUCUGAUCUACAGUCUGGAGCUAAAGCUGGCUUUAAGCUCCUGUGGGUAUUGUUAGGGGCCACCAUCAUCGGCCUCCUCUUGCAGAGGUUGGCUGCACGCCUGGGGGUUGUCACAGGGAUGCACCUAGCAGAGGUCUGCAAUCGCCAGUACCCUACUGUUCCUCGUAUUAUCCUGUGGCUGAUGGUGGAGCUGGCCAUCAUUGGCUCAGACAUGCAGGAGGUCAUUGGCUGUGCCAUUGCCUUCAACCUCCUCUCUGUUGGCAGGAUUCCACUUUGGGGAGGUGUCCUCAUCACCAUCAUUGACACCUUUGUGUUCCUCUUUCUAGAUAAAUAUGGCCUGAGAAAACUUGAAGCCUUCUUUGGGUUUCUCAUCACAAUCAUGGCUGUAAGCUUUGGGUAUGAGUAUGUGAUGGUGCGUCCGGACCAGGGGGAGCUGCUGAAGGGGAUGUUUCUGCCGUACUGUGAGGGCUGUGGUCCUGCCCAGAUGGAGCAGGCUGUGGGCAUCGUAGGAGCCGUCAUCAUGCCCCACAACAUCUACCUGCACUCAGCUCUCGUCAAGUCUCGGUCAAUAGAUCGUGGGAACAAGAAGGAGGUGAAGGAGGCCAACAAAUACUACUUCAUCGAGUCGACUAUCGCUCUCUUCAUCUCCUUCCUCAUCAACGUCUUCGUUGUAGCAGUGUUUGCCGAGGCCUUCUACGAGAAAACCAACAUUGAAGUGAAUGCAAUGUGCAAUGCAUCAGACAGUCCACACACAGACCUCUUCCCCCUGGACAACAGCAGGCUACAGGUGGACAUCUACAAGGGGGGGGUGGUGCUGGGUUGUUUCUUUGGCCCUGUAGCCCUCUACAUCUGGGCCAUCGGGAUCCUUGCUGCCGGACAGAGCUCCACCAUGACUGGCACUUACUCUGGCCAGUUUGUCAUGGAGGGUUUCUUGAAUCUGCGUUGGUCCCGUUUUGCACGGGUUCUUCUCACCCGCUCCAUCGCCAUCUUCCCCACCCUGCUGGUGGCCAUCUUCCAGGACGUGCAGCACCUGACGGGCAUGAACGACUUCCUCAACGUGCUGCAGAGCAUGCAGCUGCCGUUUGCUCUGAUCCCCAUCCUGACCUUCACCAGUCUGACAUCCAUCAUGAAUGACUUCGCUAAUGGACUGGUGUGGAAGAUAGGCGGAGGGGUGGUCAUCCUGGUGGUCUGUGCCAUCAACAUGCACUUUGUGGUGGUCUAUGUGACCAGCCUAAGCAGUGUGGCUCUCUAUGUGCUGGCAGGCUUUCUUUGUAUAGCAUACCUAUGCUUUGUGGGCUACCUGGUGUGGCAUUGUCUGAUAGCCCUGGGGGUCUCCUGUCUGGACGUGUCCUGUCUGGCCAGCAGGAUGCUGACUGGCCACAAUGACAUUUACCUGCUGAAGGACAUGGACAGCGACACGAUGGUGGAGAGAUUAGAAGAACACGUUGGACGAGUGGUUAUUAACAGUGAUACAGUCUGUAGCUAGAGAGAAUUCACAGGGGUGACCUAACAUGGAGGAUGCAGUGCGCCUCCUGUGCCUUAGUGCCAGCCAGACCUUCGUAAGUGCCCAUCCUCAUCAUCUGACCCUUACAAGAAGCCUUGAACCCCUCACUUGACAUUCCACUAGGCAGGUAGCCUAACUAUGAUUGGCAUUAUAUGAAGGUUAGGCCUAUGAUCAAGUUUACCCCAAUGAGUUGUUGGUUUUUAUCAUGUCGAGCAUGCUUGAUCAACGUGGCACUAUAAAAAUUCGGCAAAUGAGCUGGCUUUUUCACGGGACAGCAUUUUUAUGACUUUGAAAAGCUGUGAUCAUUUUAUAUGGGAAAUACACUGUGUGUAGUGAGUUUGUUACAAAAAAAGGCAAUUGCCACCAAUUUAUAUGCAUGUACGUUGUAGAAUUUUUUUAAAUUUAUGAACACACAGAGAACUUCAUUUUCGUAAGACUUUAUCAGGGUAAACACUUAAAGGGCCAAUUCACAGUUGUUACAUCCAUUUUUGAGCGUAUAAAUUAAUGAUAUACACUGAGUACACAAAAUAUUAGGAAGACCUCCCCACAACCCCCUUUGCCCUCAGAACAGACUCAAUUCGUCGGGGCAUGGACAGGAAUGCUGGUACAUGGUGACUCCAAUGCUUCCCACAGUUGGCUAGAUGUCCUUUGGUUUGUGGACCAUUCUUGAUACAUACGGGAAACCGUUGAGCGUUAAAAAAAACAGUAACGCUGCAGUUCUUGACAGAAACUGGUGCGCCUGGCACCUACUACCAUAUCCUGUUAAAAGGCACUUGAAUCUUUUGUCUUGCGCAUUCACCAUCUGAAUGGCACAGAUACAAAAUCCAUGUCUCCAUUAUCUCAAGGCUAAAAGUCCUAAACUGAUUGAAGUGGAUUUAACAAGUGACAUCAAUAAGAUAUCAUAGCUUUCACCUGGAUUUACCUGCUCAGUCUUUCAUGGAAAGAGCAGGUGUUCUUAAUGUUUUGUAUUCUCAUUGUAUAUCAAUUGUUGCUUGAAGAAUAUUACUUAGAAAUGCCUCAUGACCAUAGUUCAGUCGUACCCCAUCAGAACACAGUACAUCAAAUCUUGGAGGGUCAGUCCUUGCAUCCAUAGCGCGGUCUAUGAAUUUAAGUGGUUACAUUUCUCCAGGCCCAUCCCUCAGCUUUUUAUCAAAACAGCUUUGUCUGCUUUGUUAUUGUUUCAAGUGCGGAUUGGCCCUUUAAGAACAAUUUCCUAACCCAGUUGCUCUGGCACUUGCAAUUAUAACUCCCCAGGGCUCCUGAGUGGCGCAGCGGUCUAAGGCACUGCAUCUCAGUGCAAGGGGCGUCACUACAGUCCCUGGUACGAAUCCAGGCUGCAUCACAUCAGGCCGUGAUUGGGAGUCCCAUAGGGCGGCGCACAAUUGGCCCAGCGUCGUCCGUAAUUGUAAAUAAGAAUUUGUUCUUAACUGACUUGCCUAGUUAAAUAAAGUUUACUUAUUUUUUAAAGUAAAAAAUUCUACAUUUUAUUUAUAAAACACAAUUUAUCACACUCAAGGUGCUAAUAGAUAAAUAUUUUAGAUUUUGUGUGGAGUCAUUUAAAAUGUUCUACAAAUGUCCUGCUAUUUUGUUCAUUCCCUCCAAAGCACCCCAGUAAAACUAAAGCUUUGGCUUUACAGUGAAAGGCAUAAAAGCAGCCCAAAUUAUCCCAUUUCCUUAAAAUAAUUUCUCAGGGAAAAUGUUAAUGUGAUACUAACAAUUGUACUGACCUCUCUGUGAAUUCAGUGUUUUUGUUAGUACAAAACUCUACCCAUUGAAAUUCUGUUGAAGUUUAAAUUCAUACCCAAAGCCCAAUAUAAUGAAAGAUGCAGGCUUUUUCUGCUUCUUGACGUGGUCUAUGAAGUUAGAGGUGUCACUGCUAAAUACAGCUCCUGAUGACCAUUGUAGAAUUUACAUAUAUUUAUAGACUGACAUUUUGAGAGUAGAUCUAUCAUAAAUAGAAGGUCUCUGCGUGUCCAUGAUCACACCACUUUAGUGAAGUCAUUACCCUGGAUUGUUUUAAUUAUGAAAUCUUCAUACAGAAGUCAUUCACUUGUAUGGUUUACAUGUUUAGAUAUGACAUUUAUUUUUAAAUGUGGAAUUUUAUGUACUGUAAAGCCAGCAUUUGUAUUUGGUCAAUUUAACAAUCGCAUAGAUAUCUUGACUUUAUUUUUUAUAUAUAUCUUUUUCAAAGGAAACUAAAGUAUCAACAGUUUGUGGCUGUUAAGUUUCGCUGGUACCAUACAUUUUUGAUGAAUAAAAUGACAUGCCAAAUAAAAUAACUUUUUUUUUUUGUCACUUUCCAAAGAUAAAUCAUUAAAUACUUUUCACUAA
This is a messenger RNA of Oncorhynchus tshawytscha (Chinook salmon), 4316 nucleotides long. RefSeq names its product natural resistance-associated macrophage protein 2. The record is from RefSeq and is a predicted model, not a curated record. Gene Ontology annotation, molecular function: cadmium ion transmembrane transporter activity; manganese ion transmembrane transporter activity; iron ion transmembrane transporter activity. Gene Ontology annotation, cellular component: plasma membrane. Bases 216 to 1967 code for a protein of 583 amino acids. The transcript is spliced from 17 exons. Gene Ontology annotation, biological process: metal ion transport. Lineage: Eukaryota; Metazoa; Chordata; Actinopteri; Salmoniformes; Salmonidae.